AUGCUCAACAAUACCAACCAUGGGAGGCGGACCGUCGAUGGCUAUACAACCACGCGUGUCAAUGAUCCACUGGAGCCAUACAGACCUCUGGCGAAAGUCUGUAGGACGUUCAUGUACGUCAACCUCAAGUGCAUCGACGAAGUUCUGGAGCACAGAUGCCGACUGCCACCGCUCUUGGACUUCGUUGCAUAUGCUUUGUAUCGCUCGCGACCGCUCGACUGUGUCGUAUUCGCCACACUUAUGCUCAUGCACCGCAUCGAGGUCAGACGUGCAGGCCAUCAACCGGCGCAGUUGUUCGCACCACAGCAUCUCUUCCUAGCCGUAAUGGACGGUGGUGGGCCAGGGAUUCCUUUGAAGGACUUGACGAAGGCGAUACGGGACGUAUGCGUCGACCUGUUGGACUGGAACCUACAAGUCAAUCCAGACUUAUUGGCAAGGUUCGCAACUCACGUCAGGAAGGACUACAUCGGAGGAGGCCCUUAUCCGAUAUACGACUCCGGAUUCGCCCUCGGAUUGACUCUCCGCAAGCCGUACGAUGAAGACCAAGUCGCACCGGCGUCAAUGCAGUCUGCACGAGAGGGAUCCACUGGCAAGGCCUACUUUGGGAAUGCAAUCGCCUUCCGAGGCCACGACGAGUCGAUGCCGUCGGCGACACAUCCUGGGCAAGCAAUGUCUUUCCCUGGUGCACUCCAACAACAUCAGUACUCCGUCAAAUGCGGCGUAGCCAUGCCGUGCGCAUGGUAG
Fomitopsis serialis is the source of this 744-nucleotide messenger RNA. RefSeq lists its product as uncharacterized. NCBI's taxonomy places the organism in Eukaryota, Fungi, Basidiomycota, Agaricomycetes, Polyporales, Fomitopsidaceae. The record is from RefSeq and is a predicted model, not a curated record. The transcript is spliced from 3 exons. Bases 1 to 744 code for a protein of 247 amino acids.